Messenger RNA from Puntigrus tetrazona (Sumatra barb), 3538 nucleotides. RefSeq names its product ATP-binding cassette, sub-family G (WHITE), member 4b (gene abcg4b). Gene Ontology annotation, cellular component: plasma membrane. The transcript has 14 exons. NCBI's taxonomy places the organism in Eukaryota, Metazoa, Chordata, Actinopteri, Cypriniformes, Cyprinidae. Bases 968 to 2704 code for a protein of 578 amino acids. The record is from RefSeq and is a predicted model, not a curated record. Gene Ontology annotation, molecular function: ABC-type transporter activity; ATP binding; ATP hydrolysis activity.
GCACAGCGCUUCUCUCACCUGCCCAAACGCACUACUGUGGACCUGGAGUUCAGCGACCUGUCCUACACCAUCAGAGAAGGGCCGUGGUGGAAGAAACAAGUCAUGCAGUGCCUGGCCUGAAGAGAGCAGAUGUUUCUUUACUCUUGUGAUUUAUUGGUGAAAGCGUACCCGUGUGGAAGUUCCACUCUUUGACAGCCUUCAUAUGCCAACAUGACUUUUAUUUUUGCAGUGCCGUCACUACAAGUAGUUUAAAUUAGAUGAGAUCACAUCUGACAUCAGUGGGAAGAACAAAAUUUUCAAUGCUUGUGCUUUAUGCUGACUACAUUUAUGCACUAUGAUGACCAGAUACAGAAUGGAAUAUAGUUGUAAAUACGAUAAAUGCAUUUGUAAAAGUGAUGAAUGUAAUCGGCACUCCUAUGUUUCCACUGUUUCUUUCCAUUGUGGCCUAAAGGAAAAGUACCACCAAUGAUGAUAAUAUAGUGGUCAUUAAAUGACUUCUAAACAUUCGGUGGACAUGUAUGGGAAUAAAGUCAGGGUAAAGGAGAGGGCUUUUCUGUGAUCUGACUGUGAGAACAGAAAUUUUGGGCUGAUAGGCUGAUAAUUAGGGCGCCUUGCUUUGAAAUACCAUAAGUCAGACUUUUUUUUUUUUUAAGAAAUACUAUAUCAGCGACUCCUAAAAAUGUCAUAAUUUUUUUUAAUGAGAUCUUUCGGUCUUAUGUGGUGGGUAAAAGCCAUUGUGGUGGACUCAUAGAAAGUUCAAUGAGCAGACUUGUCCAGAAUGGUUUAAUUAGCCACUGUACUUAAAGGUUUUGGAGCCCAAUUCUUUCAUCACCUUUAUCACUCGCUUUCUCACAUUUUUAAGCUUUGGAGAAUUAUGUAGUACAGUCAUGAGGUUCACGGAUUAAACCAUACUUCUUAUUUGAAGGGAUUAACUGAGAGUGGACCGCUUGUUCCAAAGGAGAACCGUAUGAUGCCAAGCAUAUAUUUUGUCGUUCUUCCAGGUUAUAAGGCCUUACUCAAGUGUCUAUCAGGGAAGUUUUGCAGUCGGGAGCUCAUUGGCAUUAUGGGCCCCUCUGGAGCUGGGAAAUCCACGUUGAUGAACAUCCUGGCGGGAUACAGGGAAACAGGGAUGACUGGACAGAUCCUGGUAAAUGGAAAGCUCAGAGACCCCCGAACCUUUCGUAAAAUGUCCUGUUACAUUAUGCAGGAGGACAAAUUGCUGCCCCACUUGACUGUUCAAGAAGCAAUGAUGGUAUCAGCCAACCUGAAGCUCAAUGAAGACACAGAGGUGAAAAAAGAGCUGAUAAAAGAGAUUCUGACGGCCCUGGGACUGCAUGAGUGUGUCCACACUCGAACUGUGUGUCUCUCUGGGGGUCAGUGUAAGCGUCUGGCUAUUGCCCUCGAGCUAGUAAACAACCCCCCAGUCAUGUUUUUUGAUGAGCCCACCAGUGGUUUGGAUAGCGCGUCCUGUUUCCAGGUAGUGUCAUUGAUGAAGUCUCUGGCACAAGGAGGGCGAACUAUCAUUUGCACUAUUCACCAGCCCAGUGCCAAGCUCUUCGAGAUGUUCGAUAAGCUGUAUAUUUUAAGCCAAGGCCAAUGCAUAUACAAAGGAAGCGUCCCAUACCUCAUCCCUUAUUUGAGAGGACUGGGUCUUCACUGUCCCACAUACCACAAUCCUGCAGAUUUCAUCAUUGAAGUAGCAUCAGGAGAGUACGGGGACUUGAACCCAGUGUUGUUUGAAGCUGUUCAGGGUGGCAUGUGUGCAUUGGAGCAAAAGUGCAACUGUAUCGACAAAACCACUGUAACCCCAUGCACUGCAAAAUGUGUCAAAGAUUCAGGCCAUGUUGAGAGCCAUACUUUUGCAACAAGCUCUCUGACUCAGUUCUGCAUUCUCUUCAAGAGAACAUUUAUUACAAUAUGCAGAGACCAGGUUUUGACACAUCUGCGGCUAAUGUCACACAUCUCCAUUGGAGUACUGAUAGGCCUGCUGUACCUCAAUAUUGGCAAUGACGCCAGCAAAGUCUUCAACAACACUGGAUUCCUCUUCUUCUCAAUGCUCUUUCUCAUGUUUGGAGCACUGAUGCCUACAGUUCUUACCUUUCCCCUAGAGAUGGCUGUGUUUCUCAGGGAACAUCUAAACUACUGGUACAGCUUGAAGGCGUACUAUCUGGCUAAGACAAUGGCUGACAUUCCAUUCCAGGUCCUUUGUCCCAUCAUGUACUGCAGUAUUGUGUACUGGAUGACUGAACAGCCUCCAGAGGCAAGCCGCUACUUGCUGUUUUUGGCUUUGUCGAUCUGUACGGCUUUAGUAGCCCAGUCUCUUGGACUUCUAGUCGGUGCUGCCUCCACAUCCCUUCAGGUGGCCACUUUUGUCGGUCCGGUUACAGCCAUUCCGGUGCUACUAUUCUCUGGGUUCUUUGUGAACUUUGACACCAUUCCAGAAUACCUACAGUGGAGUUCCUAUGUGUCUUAUGUUCGGUAUGGGUUUGAGGGGGUGAUUUUGUCCAUUUAUGGGAUGAAUCGAACCGAGCUUGAAUGUCCAGGGAGGGUUUGCAAGUUCCAGAGACCUGAAGAAGUACUGCAGUUGUUAGAUGUAGAAGAUGCCAAGCUUUACAUGGACUUCAUCGUAUUGGGGAUUUUCUUCCUCAUCCUGCGACUUGCCACCUACUUGGUUCUUCGUUACAAAAUAAAGUCAGAACGAUAAUAUUCAAGUCGUAGCCUUGAAUGGUCUGCAGCUCUCGUGGCCUGUUUUCAGGCUACACGUAUACACUGUAAUUUCCAAAGGUGUCAUUAUCUGCUCAGGAAGGUCAGAUCUAUUUGUUGAUCAUUUUCGUGUUCUGGUUUUUGUAUUUCAUUUGGAAUGAAGUCAUUAAAUGUCAUUGUCUACAGAAUUGGCUUUUAAAAAUGUUAUAAAUAUUAUAAUGUUUUUCAGUGUUAAAUUGACGCAGUACCUGGUGUUGGAAAAAAUGGUGUUAUGCAAGGCUGCUAUAUCCAAAUUCAAGAUGUCAUACCAAAUUUAAAUAUGCAAAUGAUAAUUUACUGAUCUUUCUCUGUUCGUUAUGGCAGUUCUCACACUCAGUUAACUCUGGCUUUAAACCUACACUAGCGUUGAUUCGUUCGUUUUUUUUUACUCUGAGCUAAUUAGAAUGAAGGGUUUUUUUUUUUUUUUGCAUUUCCAGUUUCAUAAAGCACACGUGAACAUGUUUAGCCUAAGAUAAGGAUGUUUACAUAUCAUUGCACAAGUCCGAAAGGAGUUUUAAUUCAAACCAGAAGACUGUGAAGGUUCACACAGUGCCUGCGUUUCUAUUAAACCAUUGUAUCAGUCUUUUUGUAUAGCAGAUUUUAUUAGUUUUCUUUCUUUUAUGAUUAUUUAGUAUUUUCACUUGUAUUUACUUGGUGCUAAAAUGUGUGUAUUAAAACAAAGUUAUACUUUUUUAGACCAACAAACUUUCAUACUAUGUAUAUCAGCAAUGUAUUGCCUGAACAUGUCAUACUGCCAAAUGUACCUAUGUGUUUAGAAAUAAAAAUAUGAAAUCCA